This is a messenger RNA of Nestor notabilis (Kea), 1301 nucleotides long. RefSeq names its product fatty acid amide hydrolase 2 (gene FAAH2). The record is from RefSeq and is a predicted model, not a curated record. The transcript has 10 exons. Lineage: Eukaryota; Metazoa; Chordata; Aves; Psittaciformes; Psittacidae. The annotation marks the transcript as partial.
UUUCCAGGUUUGAGGAGGCCCUGCAGGAAGCCUGGCAGGUCGAUCAGCUGCUUUCAGAGGGCCCUGGUGAUGACUGCCUGGAGGAGAAGUUCCCCUUGUUGGGGGUCCCCAUCACUGUCAAGGAGGCCUUUUCUCUGCACGGGAUGCCCAACACGUCUGGCUUAGUCAACCGCCGGAACGUGGUCGCCACCUCAGAUGCCACGGUGGUGUCGCGGCUGAAGCAGGCUGGUGCCAUCCCGCUGGGCGUCACCAACUGCAGCGAGCUGUGCAUGUGGUACGAGUCCAGCAACAGGGUCUACGGCCGGACCAACAACCCCUACGACCUGCAACGCAUCGCGGGCGGCAGCUCUGGCGGGGAAGGCUGUGUCCUGGCAGCUGCCUGCUCUGUCAUAGGCGUGGGCUCUGACGUCGGUGGUAGCAUCCGGAUGCCUGCCUUCUUCAAUGGAGUCUUCGGCCACAAGCCCACAACAGGGGUGGUGCCCAACGACGGCCAGUUCCCCAACGCUCAGGGAGUUCGAACCAGCUUCCUGUGCACGGGGCCCAUGUGCCGCUAUGCGGAGGACCUGGAGCUCAUGCUGAGGGUCAUGGCCGGCCCUGGCGUCUACAAGCUGAGGCUGAAUGAAAAGGUGUUGCUGGAGAAGAUAAGGUUCCUCUGCAUGGACCAUGAUGGCGGGUCCGUUUUUGUGUCGCCUGUGGACAAGGAGAUCUUGCAGGCCCAAAAGAAGGUGGUGGAGCACCUCGAGAGUGAGCUGGGGGUUCAGGUCCAGCAUGUGGCCAUCCAUAAGAUGAAGUAUUCUUUCCAGAUCUGGUCAGCCAUGAUGUCGUCCAAGGACAGCGACGGGCAGGAGGCGCAGCUCUUCACGGACCUGCUGGGGGACCAUGGGAAGCCAGUCUGGCCACUGUGGGAGCUGGUGAAGUGGCUCAUAGGGAUGUCUUCCCACACUCUGCCAGCUAUCGCCCUGGGGCUGACGGAGAAGGUGAUGAAACUCAACCCUGGUGGGAACGCCAAGCUGGUGAGCAUGGGGAAGAGCCUGCAGGAGGAGAUGGAGGCCCUGCUGGGGCCAGAUGGGGUGCUCCUCUACCCCUCGCACCCCACCAUAGCUCCCAGGCACAACUCCCCCAUAUGUAUGCCCUUCAACUUCGCCUACACGGCCAUCUUCAACGUGCUGGGCUUGCCGGUGACGCAGUGCCCGCUGGGCCUGAGCAGCGAGGGGCUCCCCUACAACGACCACUUGACGCUGGCAGUAGCCCGGUACCUGGAGGAGGCCUUCGGAGGAUGGGUUUUACCUGGGAAAGUGUAG